Linum trigynum is the source of this 2509-nucleotide messenger RNA. The record is from the annotation of a GenBank genome assembly. NCBI's taxonomy places the organism in Eukaryota, Viridiplantae, Streptophyta, Magnoliopsida, Malpighiales, Linaceae.
UACGAAGUUUAGUUUCUAUGAUAGUUAUACUGCGGAAGGUUCUUAAGCAGUCUGAAGUCUCGACUAAAGGUCUCCAGACCCUCUCAAUCUGAGUCUCUAGCGGGCGACUAACCUCCACCGGAGUAAACAGAUUGAGGCCCUAACGAACAAAACCUCCACUACCGAAGUAAAUUCGGUACAGAAUAGUGAGUUGGCUCCUCGACUAAAGUCACCAACUCCCUACCUUCAAUCAAGGAUGCUCUAUUAACCAAGGCAGAUAUUCUCAUUCUAGGUUAAAGCAAAAACAAGAGGAAUUUGAUCAGGAUUCAUGCCAUUCAAUCAUUCAAACCUCAAUUGAAUAUAAUCAAAUCAUAGAAUCAGUACUUGGGUUCAUACAAUCAAACCUAACAUACAAAUCUAGGGUUUCCCAUACCCAGAUGAAUGGGAGAACUACUCCAUGGAGAAAGAAGCAAAAGCAAAAUCAGACGCGGAAAUCAUACUGUGAAGGAUGGAUUUCUGCUCCUGGACGUUGAUUGGCACUCCUCCAAGCUCAAGCCAAGCUCCAAUGGUGAUGAAGAUCAAGCUAGGGCACUUGGGAACUCUUGUCCGUCGCUUUCUCUCUCUAGGAAUCGCUCUGUCUCUCUAAAACUCGAAUCCCCUUCUGUUUUGGCUGAAAUCUGCUUAAAAGGGCAUCACUGGGAAAAACACGGUCGAGGGCACGGCCAUGUUCUGCUUCAGCCCGCCCUUGCCCUUGCCAAGGGUUAAUUACACGGCCAGACUGUUGGGAGAAACACGGGCGUGCUUUCGGUGGACACGGUCGUGUUCUGUCUCAGCCCUGCCCGUGUUUUUAGCUAGUGUUUUCCAAACUCAGAUCAAGUCUCGGCAGUAAAGGCACGGUCUAGGAACACGGCCGUGUUCUGAUUUAGGCGUGCCCGUGUUUUGGCUCCAGCUCGACUGAAUGACUUCCGAAUGCCCCGAAACUCAUGCUUAGCCUUUCCUUUGACGCUUGGGACCUGAAAUAUGACAAAGUAGCACAACCCGGCGUAAAAUAGGCCAAAAAUACACGACUAUGCCCCUCAAACGGAUAAGAACUAGGGCCGUAAAUAUGUGCAAUUACAUCGUUAUCAGUCAAUUACCAAUUGUCUAAAACGAGAGGGUCGAGUGACACGGCCUUUAAUGUUCACCUCGGUUUAGCAAUUGAGAUUGUGGCGCCCGACCAUUUAUGCAUCCCUCUGUGGUUCAUGAUUACCUUGCCCAAAACAGUCAUUCCAAUUCACAUAUCAUGGUAGUAGUUAGGGGGAAGCGACACCCGAGUGAUCCUUCCACAAAAGAGUUCUCAAAACCCAUUUACCUUUGUCCUAUUUAAGUACAAUUAGCAAACUUUUAAACCAAAACUAUGUUGCUAGAUAAUGAUUAAAACAACCUGAAGCACGGGUAGACGGAUCGGCCCGGGUUGAUAUCUAAAUACUUGUUCUAUACUGCACCAGGCUAGAGUUUAAAAACUUGGACUCUAGUCGAGAUUUUAUUGUGGUGUAGUUUCGUGCGAGUCAAGUUUUUGGCGCCGUUACCGGGGAACAACGGGUAGUUAUCUUGAAAAAUUUGGUGGUUGUUAAUCUAGCUUUUAAUUCCCAGUUUUACAAGUGUGUGUGUUUUGCUUGUGCUUGACUUGGUGUGUUUUCCGAUUUUGUGUAGGUGGUGCAUGACCCGGAGUAACCUGACACCUUUGCAACCACUUGACGAGGACAUAAAUCGAACUCUCUGGCUCCUAGCACGGAAGAGAGAGCUAGAGGAGGCAAGGAGAAGAAGUGAAAGAGAGGGACAACGUUUGGGUCCCGGUGUUAGUGGAGAAAUAGUUGAAGAAGUGGAAGUUGAACCCGUCGAGGUAGUAGUAAUGGCAGGGAACCAAAGGCAAGAUGGCGCUCAAGCCUGCUAGUUGAACGAUGCGGACAUGCGGCGAAGGAUGAGGAUGCCCCGAGGAUGAUGGGGUAAUACAUUGGCCCAAGGUCGGCGGACAUUCAAUCGCCAAUCCUACAUCCUCUAGUGGCGGCAAAAAAUUUCGAGAUCAAGCCGGCUCUAGUGACUAUGAUACAAAGUAAUGCUCUAUUCCACGACCUUGAGAGCGAGUCACCAAGAAAGCACGUCCAGAGAUUCUUGGAGCUAGCGGGGAGCUUGAAAAUUAAUGGUGUGUCGGCUGAAACUUUGCAAUUAAGGCUUUUCCCAUACUCACUCUUGGGGAAAGCACUUAGCUGGCUAAACAACCAGCCACCUCAUGGGAUGAUCUCCUCAACAUGUUUAUGGCUCGUUAUUGCCCGCCUUCAAAGACGGCGGAGUGAAAAAGAAGAUUACACAUUUCGAGCAAGAAGAGGACAUGACCUUCAGGGAUGCUUGGGAGAGGUACUCCAACUACUUUCUUCAGUACCCUCACCAUGGGUUUGAAGAAUAGUUCCGGAUCGAAACCUUCUAUGGAGGCCUAAUGUAAGAAGAUAAAAUUCUCAUUGACUCCUUGUGUCAAGAAAAAUUGAUGAAUAUG